GGAUUCAGAGCAAGAAUGGACUAGUCCAACUCUCUCAUUUCCCAGAGGUAGAAAUGUAAAUCCAGAGAGUAUUUGCUCAAGAUCAUACAAGUAGCAAGUAGUUGAAUCAGAAUCUAAACUUGGGUCAUAAGACUCAAAAUACAUGUCUACUUUUACUAUACCAUAUUUCCACAUGGGAGUGGGAAUGGAUGAUAAAAUGAGUCUUGGAUCUUUUUAGUAUAUGGAGACUGAGUGGGGAGAGACCUGAGAACUUGGGAAUCAAGGAUGAUAAGAGGAAAAAGGCUUCUGGAGCAUGGUUGAAUGAAAGAGGAAAAUCAAAGAAAGAGAGAACAAAAAGGGAACAGAUUAGGUUCUUCAUAGGGCUCCCCCUCCCACUUACUGUUACUUCCUGUGGCUGUCAUUUUGUUCCAUGGCAGUUAGACUUCCCUCCCCCCUUUACGGGCUGGAAUCUUGGCCUGGAUUUAGGAAAUGGGAAAAGGUGUAUAAGAAGGAUUCCCAAGACACUUCUGGACCUCAUCCUUUACCUGCUCAGUGUGAUGAACGCUUUUACUAGGCAUACCAUUUCCCUUCCUGCAAAAUGGAAGCUCAUGUACCAUGUCCGGUGGCUGAGUAGGGUGGCAAGUGUGGAAAUGAGCUUGAGUGCAUUAAUACUCCUGCUAAUCAUGACCUUCUCUUCGAAUUGGGUGCACGUCUCCACCGUAGUCAUUUACGAGCCUUUGUUGAAGUAUGGCUUGGAGAACAUAAACUAUACUUCUGAAGGGUUCUGGGAUUACUGUCAAAUUUGGACCUGUUACAACGAAUCAGAGAAAAGCAGAGCCUUCUACAUUCAUGAGAUGAGCAAGAUAUGUUUCUUACUUUCUCUUGGUUCAUCCUUGCUUCUCACCUGCUGGUUCCACUGUGUCUUCGUGCCGGUGGUAAAACAUCUCAAUGUCUUCGACUGGAGUGGGGGCUUGGCCAGCUUAUUUACAGCCUGCUUUAUUUUCUUCACUAUCAUAUUAUUUCCUAUUCAUCUCUGGAUCCAAGAGCUAAAAACGAAUAAGAGGACACUCUUGGGCUGGAGCUACUAUAUUGGUUGGCUGGUGUUCCUGUUAUACAUCUUAUGCGCCAUCCUUUGCUUUCUCAACUACAAGGAUUCUUGGAGAGUGUGUCCUCAACUAUGAUCACCUAUCAACAACUAUUGAUUGCCCUAUAAAGAAGAAAACUAGAAUGUCUUUUCUGCUCUGGAUCCAGGCUAAAGAAGUGAGGGAGGGGAUCCCUUGGUAUCCUGGAGAAUGACACCUGUCUAGGGUCUGUACUCCCUUUUUGUGGCUGAUGGACUCUGACUAUGGAGGAAAGCCAAUCCUAGUAGGAGCCCUUGAUUCCUAACCCAUCCACAGCAGACCCUGCAGGCUUUAUUUUGCCCCCUUCUACUUCUGCACCUUCUUUUCCUACUAUCCAGUCUCAGGAUCAGUUUAAUGGAAUAAAAUAUUGGACUAUA
This is a messenger RNA of Monodelphis domestica (gray short-tailed opossum), 1477 nucleotides long. The record is from RefSeq and is a predicted model, not a curated record. Lineage: Eukaryota; Metazoa; Chordata; Mammalia; Didelphimorphia; Didelphidae.